AUGGAAAUUCCAAGGCCUGUUGAAGGGGAUAUUGAUAUUGGAACGGGAACGUUCGAGGCCUGCUGGGUCCUGACGACCGUAGUCGGGGUGGCAUUGUUGUUCCGCUAUGCUAUCAAAAUCUGGGUUCGCUGGGCUUUGCCUCAGGUUACUGCGCCCGGGCGAGUCUGGGGCAUUGAAGAUCUAUUCUUCCUUGUCGCGUAUGGAUUCGACGUAACUCAUAUGGCCUUCAUUCAGAAGAGCGCUAAUUGGGGCCUUGGUCGCCAUUUCUUCUACUUGACAAACGAAGAAAGAUCCCAUGCUAUGAGAUGGGACUUUCUGUCUCAACCGUUGGCUGUCAGCUCAGCCAUGAUCUCCCGAACAGGCAUGAUGUGGUUUCUGUUGACUUGCUUUGCUGCAAGUGACAAAAAGAUCCGCAUUUCGAUCAUUGUCUGUGCCAUUGUACAGGUUGUAGCCAAUAUGAUCACUAUUGUUCAGAUUGUAGUGCAGUGCGGUCCAAACCCAUACUAUGUGACGAAUCGAGUACAAUACUUCCAUUACAUGUGGACUCCCCUUCCAGAAGAUGGCUCAGUCCAGUGCCAGUCACCCUCUGUCCAAACUACUAUUGGCUUUGUGCAAGGAGGAUUCAACACCGUCAUUGAUUACUUCCUUGCAAUUCUUGCAGCUGUAGAACUAUGGCAGUUCUUCCUACGAACUCUUCACCGCAACCCUAACCUAUCCUUCUGGUCCCAGUUUGGCAGGAUCAGUGGCACUGUUCGAUCCCGUCGUAUCUGGCAAACCCUCACUCUCAGCGGACCACUACUUCUCUCUGGCUGUGCUUCUAUUGUGAAGACAUAUAAACUCAAGUCCCUCGGCGACAGAGCAGACUUCACCUACAACAUUGUAUCAUUUAUUCUGUGGGUAAAAAUCGAAAACUACAGCAUCCUACUCGCCUCUUGCGCUCCAGUAGCACGUCUCUUCCUCCGUUCGUUCGUGGACCACCGACGUGAAGGCCGCUCACACGGCUAUUGGUCACGUUCUCGCUCCUCGGAAAACAAAGACCAAGACACAGAGUUAAAACGCCGUCGAGCUCGCGCCAAGGAUCAGUGGCUCGACUCGUCGAUGACGGGGACGAACAUCGCGAAUGACGAGGAAAACCCUGCUACUCAAUGGGAGGGACAUGAUUAUGAACGCUCUGAGAGUCGUGUUUCCAGGGCCAAAAUGCCCGAGCAUCUUGAUGAUGGGUGUGUUACGGUGAAAACUGAUAUUGUUGUUCAAGUUGAUGAUGGGAGGUCUACUUCUUCUGGUGGAGCGAGGUUAUUACCUGAUGGUGGCGAGGGGCAAUCAGAUCGAUAUCAUUGA
Penicillium nucicola is the source of this 1338-nucleotide messenger RNA. RefSeq lists its product as uncharacterized. The coding region runs from base 1 to 1338 and encodes 445 amino acids. The record is from RefSeq and is a predicted model, not a curated record. The transcript has 8 exons. NCBI's taxonomy places the organism in Eukaryota, Fungi, Ascomycota, Eurotiomycetes, Eurotiales, Aspergillaceae.